CUGCACAGCCAUGAAUGAAGAAGCAGAAUAAUAAAAUCUCAUCCUUUUGUUUAUCUCUUCUAUCUAUCUGCAGAGUCGUCUCCUCCCUCCCAACAAAUUCCAUCCUAAAACCUCUCCCAAUCCCCUCCAAUGGCGGCCGCGACCUCCUUCGCCACGAUCGCCAUCGCGCGCCCGGCGGCGGCGGCGCAGAAAGCGCUCCUCGCAUCGAGACCCUCCUCGUCGCUCCUCUCCCUUCGCGGCGCGUCUCCGGCAACCCCCGUAGCCGUCGCCGGUGGCUCCCACAGCCGCGCGCGCUUCGUUACCUCCGCCAGCGCGGAACCCAAGGCAGCCGAGCUUCAAUCCAAGGUUACAAACAAGGUGUACUUUGACAUAAGCAUUGGGAACCCUGUUGGAAAGAACGUUGGCAGGAUCGUCAUUGGGUUGUAUGGGGAUGAUGUUCCACAGACCGUUGAGAACUUCCGUGCUCUUUGCACCGGAGAGAAAGGGUUUGGAUACAAGGGAUCAAGUUUCCACCGUGUCAUCAAGGACUUCAUGAUUCAGGGAGGAGACUUUGACAAGGGCAACGGUACUGGAGGGAAAAGCAUAUACGGCCGCACCUUUAAGGAUGAGAACUUCAAAUUGGUUCAUACUGGACCUGGAGUGCUCAGCAUGGCUAACGCUGGACCGAACACCAACGGGAGCCAAUUUUUCAUCUGCACCGUCAAGACACCGUGGCUGGAUGGGAGGCACGUGGUCUUUGGCCAGGUUCUUGAAGGCUUAGACAUCGUAAGUAUGAUAGAGUCGUCGGAGACUGACAGAGGGGACCGUCCAAAGAAGAAGGUUGUCAUCAGUGAGUGCGGGGAGCUUCCAGUGGUCUGAGCAUUUGAUGGCUACCAUCUUCCUUUUGUGCUUCUACGUUACGCUGUGAACUUGUCGGACUUUCUGCUAGUACUUAGGGACGGCGCUGAGUUGAAGCCAAGAUCUCUAAUCUGAGGCAUGCUGUGUUGGGCUGGAAUAAAUUUCCAUGUUUUCUUUGACCUGUUGAGGGUAGAAAUGCCUUUUUGUGACAUAAGCUUUGAAAUUCUCCGUGCAUUUUUUACGUGGAUCAAUAAAAUUUCCAUCAUCUGUGAUGCUGGUUAACCA
This is a messenger RNA of Brachypodium distachyon (stiff brome), 1122 nucleotides long. Its product is annotated as photosynthetic NDH subunit of lumenal location 5, chloroplastic. Gene Ontology annotation, molecular function: peptidyl-prolyl cis-trans isomerase activity. The record is from RefSeq and is a predicted model, not a curated record. Gene Ontology annotation, biological process: protein folding; protein peptidyl-prolyl isomerization. Lineage: Eukaryota; Viridiplantae; Streptophyta; Magnoliopsida; Poales; Poaceae. The transcript has 7 exons. Bases 130 to 858 code for a protein of 242 amino acids.